This is a messenger RNA of Penicilliopsis zonata CBS 506.65, 1639 nucleotides long. RefSeq lists its product as hypothetical. The coding region runs from base 14 to 1486 and encodes 490 amino acids. The record is from RefSeq and is a predicted model, not a curated record. Lineage: Eukaryota; Fungi; Ascomycota; Eurotiomycetes; Eurotiales; Aspergillaceae. The transcript has 2 exons.
CAGUUCCUUUGCGAUGUCUGGAUUAAAUCCUUUCCGCCAUAGGCAGUUUAAGGAUACGGCAAGACAGUCAAUAUCCUCUGUGAAAUACUCCGACGUCGCGUUCUCUCCGGGUUCGUCGUCAUCAUCGCCGUCCCACCGUGUUCCGGAUGCCCCCCCCCACGAGCGACCUCCAUCAGACGCCGACGACUCUAGAUCAUCCGAUGAAGGGCAAGCUGGCCAUGAUCCGUUCCAGCCGGACCCUAACCUGAGCGAUAGCAAUAGCGACGAGGAGACCGGGGAGGAUUCCGAUUCUCCUGCUCUGAACAAUGGUUGUCUACUAUCUGCCAAUUUCGAUCCACCAAGAGCCCCCUCACCCAUCUCCGCCAUUGGCAUCACGACACCGGCGGCUACCGCAGAAAAGGAUGAAGCAGUAGUGAAGCAGACUGUGGUACAUAAUGAUGGGCUGUUGAGUGGUGGGAACACUAGUCUUGGUGGUGGCAAGACGGACGGCCCUGGCCAGGCCGACGCUGAUCAUCCUCCGGUAGCAUCGGUAAGCAUCAGACGCCGUUCAGAGGCGGAGAAUCUAUGCUCUGAUGAUGUCGAGCCCAAGGCUCUUGCGACUCACCCAGUCACCAAGGAGAAGAAACCGCCGCCACCACCCAGAUCGCAUCACGGGAAGCGUAUCAGUAUCAGUUCUGAUAUGAUGAUUUCCGGGAGACCUCUGCCGCCGCCGAGUAAUCCUAGUAGCCCUCCAUCAAUGACCUCGAGCACGCCGCCUCGGGCACAUCGACUAUCUCAACCAACUCUAAGUUACUCAUCGGUCAGGGCAACGAAUGAACCGCCAGCUACCGACACGAUCACCCGCAGUCGGUCUCAACAUAAACGUCCACCUACCCCUCCGUUGGCUCGUCGACGCAGCCAGCUUGUGAGGUCCAAGUCCACGGCAUCCCGUAAUGAGCCGUCUCCGCUAGGGUUGCGCCAAGAUAACCUGGAGUCGGGCUUCCCCUCUUCCUCCCCCUCUUCUUCUUCUUCUUCUAGCACAGAAUCCAAGUCAACCCCUGGACUGCGGCAUCUAGAACCUCUGGAGGGUGCUCCCCGUCUGGAUCACCUGUCUAGAAGGGUUGCUCCAGGAAAAGAGAAUAUCGCUCAACCUACUUUUACACUGACGGAUGAUUCUCCCGAUCCAGCGUCGCUUCAAGACCUCCGACGUGCCUCGUUGAAAGCCUCGCGACGGAUCUCUUAUGUGAACGGUCUGACGCUGAGUUCCAGCAAUCAACCUCUGCCGCCGCCACCACCACCACCACCUCGACGACUGCGAGCGUUGAGCAAGGGGAGCACAGACAGUAAGCGUCCCCCGGUGGACGCGACCGAGAAUGCACGCGACAUGGACGAGGGCGUCUCAUUCCGACCGUCAAAUGCCAGCGACAUCCUCGCAGAUCUCUCAAGAUUACAGAAAGAAGUGGAUGAUCUGCGAGGACACUACGAGAACCGGAAAGACAGCCAGUAGCAGGAUUGCCGGCUGGGAUUCGGUAUAUACUAUACGUAUAGACAGGUCACAAGCGCGUAGGUCUGGGAGGAACAGGGGUUUCCACUGGCUGUAUUCGAUAGCUCUUGAUAGCUUUUUAUGCAAUGUUAUGAUAUUCACGACUCAAGUCUAUCU